UUAUUAAAAAUAAAAUGGCGGAUAGCGCGGAUGAGAGAAGAAAGGCAGUAGAAGAUACCAGAGAGGACCCCGAGCCUCCUAGUAAGAGGAUAAGAAAAAUCAGUACAUCUGACGCGAGUAACGGAGAGGAAGGAGCGAGAGAAGAGGAGGAAGAAGUGGUGGGCCCUCUACCCACUCAAGCAACACUUGGUGACGGCGACAAGAAAACAAUAAGUCUUCCUUAUGAGUGGGUGUAUCUUGAGAACCUCCCCUCUGCUUCUAUGUAUGAGAAAAGCUACAUGCAUCGUGACAUCAUAACACAUGUCACGUGUACAAAAUCUGAGUUCAUUGUGACUGCGAGCAUUGAUGGUCAUGUCAAGUUUUGGAAGAAGAAGGAAGAAGGAGUUGAGUUUGUGAAACAUUUCCGGGCACACUUAGGUAAAAUAGAAUCAGUAGCAGUCAGUUACGAUGGAUUCUUAUUAAGCUCAGCUGGUGAGGAUAAAGCUAUCAAAGUUUUUGAUGUCAUCAAUUUUGAUAUGAUCAACAUGUUCAAGUUAGUCUACUCCCCUGGUUGCUGUGAGUGGAUAUAUUCAGGAGGCAUAGCAACACCAGCUUUAGCAUGGUAAGAGAGAGGAGGGGAGAGAAA
Molecule: messenger RNA, 625 nt
Organism: Amphimedon queenslandica
Lineage: Eukaryota; Metazoa; Porifera; Demospongiae; Haplosclerida; Niphatidae
Product: peptidylprolyl isomerase domain and WD repeat-containing protein 1-like
Exons: 5
Coding region: 15-605 (196 amino acids)
Molecular function (GO): protein binding
Source: RefSeq, a predicted model, not a curated record